AUGAGUGUACGUCCCUCCACGUCAACUCAGUUCAACGAGGUCAACUCGACCUUUGCCGCCGACUGCGAGGCGCUGGAAAAGUCCAUCAAGAAAUUGAAAACGCGGGCUUCAGCUGCCGGUCAGUCAGACUCGUCAGCUCCGUCAAGUUCGCAAUGCUGCAACCGACGCUCUUCCGUGCCUAGCGCGCUUACCACGGACGAGACUCGUCUUGCCAAUCGAGCCAAGGAUCUAAGAACUAUGACUGAAAAGAGAUUCUCGGAAGUCAUCCAAGGGUGGAAAAGGCAAAACGAACAGCUUGAACAGGAGCUCGAAAUGUACAAAUCUCAGCAAAGAGUUGCCACAGAUCGAGUCAACAAACGAAAUGCUGAAAUAAAGACUCUCCGGGAGGAAAAUGAAAAAUUAGUGACACUUGUGCGACAGUGCGAGGAGCGAAUAAACAAGCUUCAUGAUGUGAAGCAGCGCGAAAUCAAGGAGCGACAGCGCGCUGAUCGUCUUGCUGACCAGCUUUUUGAGCAUAAGGCAAUGCUCAAUGAUCUCCAAGUCCAGUUGAAGGAGGCUGAAACGUUGCUUCAAGCAACUAAAGAGGAACGCGAUCAUCUGUCGAUCGAAAACAGCGAGUUGCGUAAAACGAACACUGUUCUUCGACAGCGAUUGGAAACCGCCGAGCGAGACACGAAAGAAACAAAACUUGAGCUCGAGAUGAUCGAAGACAUGGUACAGUCAAUCAAUGAACGAAGUUAUAUGAACCAGCAGUGCCAGAUGCACGCAAUGUCAGAGCCCAUCCACGUGGCACCAAAGAAAUCAUUGUCCGCUCUGACUGCUUUGCGCCAACUCCAGGAACACCACCAAUCAGGAAUGAACUCACUCGACGGCGCCGUCAGAAAAUUGAAACAAUCUGAGAAAGACAAGACUCUUGAGCUUGAGCGACUUCGAGGCUCCUUCAAUUAA
This is a messenger RNA of Oikopleura dioica, 948 nucleotides long. Lineage: Eukaryota; Metazoa; Chordata; Appendicularia; Copelata; Oikopleuridae. The record is from the annotation of a GenBank genome assembly.